Messenger RNA from Sordaria macrospora k-hell, 498 nucleotides. RefSeq lists its product as uncharacterized. The record is from RefSeq and is a predicted model, not a curated record. Lineage: Eukaryota; Fungi; Ascomycota; Sordariomycetes; Sordariales; Sordariaceae.
AUGCCUCCCAAGUUCGUCGCCAGCUCUGAGUCCCCCUGCGUCCUCCGCGGCCAGACCCUCACCAACAGCGAGUGCAACGUGCUCUUCUCCGCGCUCUCCAAUCUCCUGGCGCCUCUUGAGAUCAACAUGGAGGCUGCUGCCUUGUCUGCCGGUCUCAAGCCGAACUCCUAUAAGGAAAUGUUGCGCCAGCUCAAGAAAAAGUACGACCUUGGUAACCCCAACGCCGCUGCCGCUGCUGGCGAUUCGGGAGAGGGAGAUUGCGGCUUCACCCCGGUGAAGAAACGGACUGCUGCCGAAGCUGACCCCAACGGCGAGGUCAUGGAGGAUAGCCCGGCUAAGAAGAAGACUGCUACCCCCCGUAAGCCGCGCAUUACCGCGAAGAUGAAGAGGGAGGCUGAGGCGGCGGCGGCGGCUGCUGCUGCUGCUGCGCAGACUGCUGCGGUUGAUGAUGGUUAUGCUACUGCUACUGAGGGUGGCGCCGACAACGGCGAGAUCUAG